Messenger RNA from Phytomonas sp. EM1, 2292 nucleotides. The record is from the annotation of a GenBank genome assembly. NCBI's taxonomy places the organism in Eukaryota, Euglenozoa, Kinetoplastea, Trypanosomatida, Trypanosomatidae.
AUGAUCGAUCAUUCACUAAAUGAAUACUAUGCAGCGUGUCGUCUGGAUAGUGACAGCGACGGCUCAUCUACAACCUCGCCCAAAGAAGCUGGUAUCAGCUCGUGGUCUGCCGAAUCGGUAGUAUCCCCACUCCGCGGCCGCGCUCGAAUGUUAGGUGGGCAGCACCGCAUGAGCUGCUCGAAUAGCCAUCACAGACAGCUGCGCCUUCACAUUAAGGAAACGGAGUUGGAAUCGUGUGGUGCGAGUGAGAGCCAAGACAACUUCCAUCGAAUACAGGGCCAAACGGCUAAGCAAGUCAUUAGAGCCCUGAAUCAACCUCUUAGUGCGCAUCUGAGUUGUGCCACUACGGGGGAAGAGGACGACUUUGCCCAGCGUGACUUUUCGGCACGUCCGUCUCAAGGUUAUUCCUUUGACACUAGAAAUGGCCCGCCAAAGACUUUCGACGAAGCAAGAUUUCAUGUUCUUCUGCUUUUCGAUGUGAUGUGUGCGCUGAGGCUAAGUGCGUGCAAGUUUUGUGUACAAGAAACCGGCCCUGGGAUUUGUGACUCAAGUCAAAGCCGGGCAAGGUUUCCUGCUUCGUGGAGGCUCAAACCAGAGGUACGUGACCAAUUGCUUUCUGGAAAAGACAGGACCAUCUAUGUAAGCGCCUUGCAAAAGCUAUUGAACAUUGCUGACGAUAUCCAUGCUCUUCAAGCACGACUUGACGCUUUUUAUGAGCAAUACCACAGGGUAAAGGCACAGGCAGAUUCAACCUAUACUGUGGAAGCAGAUUUUUUUUUUGGAAAGGCCAGUAUUGGGGAUCGAACGGUCCAUGCAGAUCGUGCGAUUGGUUUGACUUCUCUCGGCACCCUCCUUCGAUUUGCAGAGCUUGUGAGUGCAUGGAUUCAGGAGUUCAAAGUUUGGGUCUUUCAGGUACAGGAGAAUCUGAUGGUGAACUCCAGAUCUGGUGAAUCAUCGGACCCGCUAAUGAAUGGCCCGGGGAUGGGGCUGCGUACGAGCAGCCUUAACAUAACCGGCAAUGUACCACGUGCCUCACCUCCUCUAGUCAAGGACUUCGCCCCAAGAGGCGUGGGAAAGGGAGGAGACCAUGUUUCUUUACAAUCCUCACAGCCAUAUUCCAUAGAAGGUGUGAGAAAGAUGUACAAAACGGAAGGGACAUCUGCAGAUCCCACUUUAAAGGUGCAUUCCACGAGCGGCGGGCCUGUUUUUCUCACUAAUUCAUAUCUUCCCCAAAUCAUUUCCGCUGUCGAACGUAAUGCCAUACUCUUGCAGCAGUGUCUAGUUAUCAUUGAUGGAAGUAGUUGUUUUAAUACAUUUCACACAAAGUUGGCUGAUUCCGGUGGUGUGGCGGCACCAGGUGGGAGAUCCGAAGAGGACCAUAGAGAGACCACGGCUGGACAACCCCCACCACUGAGCACUUCCGCCAUGGCGGAGUUUGCCUUCCUAAACCAAUGCACUGAACUCGGUGCUGCACUCCUUGACUACCUCAUCAUUCAACUUAGUGCGUUGCAGCAUCCCGGUGCGAUGGAUUUAUACCGUUUAUAUAUGUCGCUGCUUAUUCAUUGCGCUUGGCCCUACGUAAUUCUCUCAACAUCCACCAUGUUUGGCUUUGUGCACGAUAUCGACUCACAAAAAUGGCGUCACCAGCUACCGCGUCUCUUUCGCUCUUCAUUUUCGCACAUUCGUGUGGGUGGUGCGCACCGACGCUACCCAACUGAUGUUCUGUCGCUGGUUCUGAGCUGUGUCGACUAUCAGAAAAGCGCUGUUUCGUUAGAACCUUUCAAGACUCUUUCGAUGCUUCUAUCGGCGCGUCGGUCUAUUCUAUACAGUCUGCUAAACUUUGCACGACAAAAGCACAAGAGCCUAAUCGUAAAGGAUCGUGGCGAAAAGCAGGACGCUUGCAUCGCACCAAACACCACCACCACCACCACCUCCUCCCCUAUUCAGCCUACAGGCAGUUCUCUGAACCUUCCUACGGAGAUACCUGCUUGGAUGAACCCCGCGAGCAUAGGGGGGAGGGGGGGGGUCAAUCUGCCAUGGGGAUCCGGCACGAUCCUCAGCGUUGCCCAUCUGGACUACCCUUUACGGACAACAAUAAAGCUGAGGGAACGAGGAAAGAUACGUUACAGCCGUGGGGCUUGCCUCGGCAACGAGUCGACCCUUCCUGGAACCUAUCUACCCACGAAGGUGAUGGCCCCAGUUGCGUGGGUCAGCAUACAGAAUCUUUCCUGGAAUUUCCAAGAGCGUUGCCACUGUGUUUUACCACCAUGGCGCAUGAUGCAUGGGUCGUAG